This is a messenger RNA of Staurois parvus, 294 nucleotides long. Lineage: Eukaryota; Metazoa; Chordata; Amphibia; Anura; Ranidae. The record is from the annotation of a GenBank genome assembly.
AUGCACUCUCCCAAGAAAAAAAAACCCUCUCUAGCAAUACACACCAAACUGAGCAUGUGCAGAGUGUCUCCACAAAAUAUGCCUUAUCAGAAGAUAAGAGGGGGACACUGGAAGAAGGGGAGAAUCAGAGAAGACAGGAUCAAACAGCCUUUUUACACAAUGCAGAGGAUUAACCCCUUAGGUUCCACAGUGCGUAUAACAAGUAUGCUUUACUGCACAGGGGCGGACUGACAACUCACGGGGCCCCCCAGGCAAUAGGGGAUCAUGGGGCCCGUGUCCUCACCCACACUCAAA